This is a messenger RNA of Cynocephalus volans (Philippine flying lemur), 3195 nucleotides long. RefSeq names its product OTU deubiquitinase 6B (gene OTUD6B). NCBI's taxonomy places the organism in Eukaryota, Metazoa, Chordata, Mammalia, Dermoptera, Cynocephalidae. Gene Ontology annotation, molecular function: cysteine-type deubiquitinase activity. Gene Ontology annotation, biological process: protein deubiquitination. The transcript has 7 exons. Bases 48 to 1022 code for a protein of 324 amino acids. The record is from RefSeq and is a predicted model, not a curated record.
AGAUCCGGUGCCGCCUUGAAGGCGGGCCUGGAUCCCAGCCGUGGCCAAUGGUUCCCCGGGUGAAGGUUGAGGGGUACAAGGUGCCUGCUAGCUGGUGGUGCGGGUUUCUUCCAGCGCGUGUGCUGGGCUACCUGGUGGUCAUGGAAGCAGGCUUGACUGAAGAGCUCGAUGAGGAGGAGCAGCUGGUGAGAAGGCAUCGCAAAGAGAAGAAGGAGUUGCAAGCCAAAAUUCAGGGUAUGAAGAAUGCUGUUCCCAAAAAUGAUAAAAAGAGGAGGAAGCAACUCACUGAAGAUAUUGCCAAGUUAGAAAAAGAAAUGGAACAGAAACAUAGAGAGGAACUGGAACAAUUGAAGCUGACUUCUAAGGAGAAUGAGAUAGAUUCUGUUGCUGUUAACAUUUCAAACUUGGUACUUGAGAAUCAGCCGCCUCGGAUAUCAAAAGCACAAAAGAGACGGGAUAAAAAAGCUGCGUUGGAAAAGGAGCGAGAAGAAAGGAUAGCUGAAGCUGAAAUUGAGAACUUAUCUGGAGCCAGACAUGUAGAAAGUGAAAAACUUAUUCAAAUAUUGGCAGCUAGACAGUUGGAAAUUAAACCGAUUCCAUCUGAUGGCCACUGUAUGUAUCGAGCCAUUGAAGAUCAGCUGAAAGAACAGCAUUGUGCUCUGAGUGUGGCUGCCUUAAGAAGCCAAACUGCUGUAUAUAUGCAAAGCCAUGUGGAAGACUUUCUGCCAUUUUUAACAAACCCUAAUUCAGGAGAUAUGUAUACUCCAGAAGAGUUUGCGAAGUACUGUGAUGAUAUUGCAAACACAGCUGCAUGGGGAGGUCAGCUUGAGCUAAGAGCUCUGUCUCACAUUUUACAAACACCAAUAGAGGUAAUACAGGCAGAUUCUCCUCCUAUUGUCGUUGGCGAAGAAUACCAAAAAAAACCAUUAAUACUUGUAUAUAUGAGACAUGCAUAUGGCUUAGGAGAACAUUACAAUUCUGUUACACAGUUGGUGAACACAGCUACUGAAAAUUGCAGCUAGUUUACAAAAUGUUACACAAUUAUGUUUUAGUACAAUGUGCUGAUCUGAGUAUUUCUACCAAGUGCUGGAUUGUUCUAAACGCUACUGAAAAACACAACUACCUUAAAUCAGUUUUAUGGCAAAGCUACUAACAGGCUUUUUAGAAAUGUGGCAGAGAUAAACUUUAAUCAAUGUCCUCUUAGUGGAAUUUUAAAAACUUAUAAAUCCAUUGUGGAGAAUAUCUUUCGUAGACCAAGAUGGUACACUAUUUGCUGAUAUUUUUAUUUAUAUAGGAUUCUAGGCAUUCUGUUCUGUGUUGUAAUAAAUUUUUGUUUUAAUUUUGUCCUCAUUUACUAAAAACUUUCAAAGUAAUUAUUUCUAUGUAAUUUUUCUUGAAGAAGUGAAAUGACUCAGUCUCUUUGUCAUUGCAAUUAUGUAGUAUGGUGAUAGCAAAUUUAAUUAAUGCUUAUAAAAUGAAUUUGAUUACAGUAACCUUGGAAUUGAUAUACUGAAGCUUUUUAUGUAGCCCCAUUGAAGUGCAGCUAAGAAGCUUGCUUUAAUAAUUAAGAGUUUAAAAAUAUUUAUUCAGAUUGGAAUUAAAGUUUAAAGAAAUGAGACAAAUUCAAAGGUAAAUAGGUGUUCCCUGUCACAUUUAAACCUCUAAAGAAUUAAAGAUUAGCCUUUUAUUUCUGUGUAACUUUAAAAAGACCUAACAGAUUACUGUCUUUUGAAUUCAUUUGUUACUCUUUACUGUUUCUCAAACUCCAGACUGGAGUUAGUACUGUCAUCCAUUGAUUUUCUUCAUAACUACAGAUUUUUAUAUUUUCUGAUGUGUUUUCUCUAUUACUACUCAGCUGCUUUGCUUCCCUUGCAGCCUUUUUCCACUAGAAGCAUUUUCUGGACUCUUUUAUUCGUUACCUUGUGCAAAUUGAGGGAGUAGCAGUGUAAUAGGGCCUAAAGCCACAUCUGCUUAAAAUUCUUUCUCUUUUCCCAUUUGUCUUAUAAGUUCUCCUUCUUUUUACUUUAUUCUCUAGGAUUAGAAGAAAACCUUUGUUACUAUUUUGUUAGCCUUAUUAAUGUCAUCUUUCCUUAACUCAAAUAUGUGAGAAUUUUUAUGUUUCAUAUUUGGAUAAAGUUGAAAGUACUGUUUGUGAGCCAAGACCUAUAUAGUGAAAUCAGUAUACAGUGGUUUUCUGUGUGAAUGAUUUAUCUAACUCGGAUUUCAGGUUACUCAUAACAGUAUUCUUUCUAAGAGGGUAGUACCCAUAUAAACAAGGGUGUUUGAUAAUCUCUUAUGUAAGGAAGUAUUAUGAAAAUGAGACCUUUUUGGUUUGAUCUAUUUUUCCUGAAUUAGAAAUAUAACUAGUAAGAUUUAACAUUAAGUUUAUAAUAUUUGGAUUUUCACUCCAUGAGCACAACUAAUUUUUGUAAGUAAAUAUUGGGUUUAUAAUAUUAAAAAUGGACUAUCAGUCUCACAUGCCCAAUAGGUGACAACGUGGGAAGCUGGUAGGACUGUGAUCAGCUAGAUAAACUGAAGGCAUUCCAAUUCAAGAGGUUAAAAACCAUUUUGCCUGCUAUACAAAAUAUAUUCUGUAGUCUGCCAUUUUGUAAUCCUUGAUCUGGAUUUUUGGGGAUCUGAAAUUUAUAAAAGAAUGAAAUUGCAAAAUACUAAACACUUUGGAUUUAUUUUCAUGUCAUCUGUUACUUUAAAAUUAAAAUAUCAGCAUUAAAAAGUAAUAAUACAAGAUAUCAUGAAACCUAGUUACUAUAAACUUCUAAAUCUAAAGUAUUCCAAAAUAACUUAUUGGUAGCUUUUUUUUCCUAACAAGACAAGAUAGAAUUUUCUUGAUUAUAUUUUAUUUUUUAUUUUUGUUAUUUUAAAAAACUUUAAAUGGCUAAUAUGAUUAUAAGCAAGAUUUGUGUGGUGAGCUUCUGUUGUUUCAUAAAACUUCAGAUAAAUAUUUUAGUUAUGAGUUAAAAAAAUCUUUAAAAAAAGGCAGAUGUUAAUUUAAAAGCAGCAUAUACUAAUUUAGUUUGCUGUAUGAUGAUGGACUAAUGAAAGUUACUUAAGUUCUCUUUUGUCUUAACUCAGAGAAGUAUAUGUCAGAGUUCUGGAUUAUGUCUUUAGCCAAAAAUUUUAUCCACUAAAUUAUGUUUACAACUUCUAUAAAGCAAAAAAGAAUGUGUAUAACUA